GUUUGUUUACAUUAUUAGUGUUUCUCUUCUUUCACACUAUCUAUUAGAAUUUAUUAGUAGUUAUUUGAAAUAAGUGAAUCCAUAAAGUUAGAAAUAAGAAGAGCAAACAAAAAAUAACUGAUGGAUGACGACGGUCGGUGGAUGACAUCACUUCCAAAUGAACUGCGCGAUUUGCCAAUCAUCAAUCUUGCAAUACCCGGAUCUCAUGAUACAAUGUCAUAUGGUAUAAAAUCUGGAGCAAAGCCUGCUCCAGAUGCCGAACGGUCCACAAGGUGGUUAAAUUUCCUUUUCCCUUGGUGUGUGAGACGUUGGGCGAAAACACAGUCUUCUAGUGUUUUGGAACAAUUGUUGUUAGGAGUGCGUUAUUUCGAUUUGCGUGUAUGCCAAAAUAACGAUAAAUUCUAUUUUGCGCAUGGGCUCUUUGCAAUGGAAAUUUUUGAACCACUGGAAGAACUUAAACGCUUUUUACUUUCAAAUAAGGGAGAGGUCUGCAUUUUAGACUUUCAACAUUUUUACGAUAUGAACCUGUCACAUCAUGCCCAACUACAGAACCUUUUACUACAAUUAUUUAACUCUCUGCUGUACACUAAAUUUCAUGGAACUAUAACUGAUUUUACUUUGAAUAGGUGUAGUACAUUGGGUACACAAAUAUUUUUAAUUUACCGUCGUUGUCCCUUGCCAUUACCAAAGGAAUUUUGGCCAAGUAAUAUUUGGCCGACUCCAUGGCCAAAUGUAACUUCCAUAAAGAAACUUGAAACAUAUCUUCAAAAAUCUCUUCUGUCCAGAAAACCUUCGCAAGGAUACGUCACACAAUGUGUAUUGACACCUUCUGGUAAAUACAUAACACUCAGGUUAUUUUCCUCUUUACGUAAAACUGCGAAAAAAGUUAACAAGAAAUUGAAACCGUGGAUUGAGGAACAAAUACCCGGACCGUUUUUGGAUAAUGAAUCACCUAAAACAAAUGUGUUUAUUACAGAUUUUACCAGUUUAGAUAACGGACAAUUUUGUAAGAUGGUUAUAGGGCUUAAUUAUAAAAUUGAAAAUGUGUCCAAAAUCGGUGAUAGUUAAAACUGUUUUUUUUUUGUAACGAUGAUGAUUUGUAUAUAACGAAUAGUUUAGUAUUCAUAAAAUAAGUACUUCCUAAUAGGAGAAAAAAAUAAUAAUCAGUGAAAAAUCGGUUGUAGUUAUAUUUUUUUAACGAUGUACAAACAUAUAUAGCUCAGAACAAGUUUAAUAUUUAGAAUAGAAUAACUAUAAAAUAAGAUUGAGGUUUAAUAUACAAAAAAUCGAUUGCAUUUAUUUUUGUAACGAUAUACAAAGCUAUAUAUUCAAGUAGGAGUUUAGUAUUUAAAACAAAAAGGUUGGGAGUUAUUUUAAAUUCCGAAAUUGGAUUGCGGCGUUUCUCAUACGGAGAUUUUGAUUUAUUGCUUAUGUAAUUUAUAGAAAAAUGGUACACUUUAAGGUCAAAAUGUAAUUACAAUUACUUGUUCUAUUUUAAAAAUAUAAAGAAAGCUAAAAAAUAAAAUGUA
Messenger RNA from Bactrocera tryoni, 1529 nucleotides. RefSeq names its product PI-PLC X domain-containing protein 3. Gene Ontology annotation, molecular function: phosphoric diester hydrolase activity. The coding region runs from base 121 to 1068 and encodes 315 amino acids. Gene Ontology annotation, biological process: lipid metabolic process. The transcript is spliced from 3 exons. NCBI's taxonomy places the organism in Eukaryota, Metazoa, Arthropoda, Insecta, Diptera, Tephritidae. The record is from RefSeq and is a predicted model, not a curated record.